AUGGACUCUUAUGCACUUGAUAAAUUGAUUCCUCAAAUGUUUGAUGAAAUGAGAUAUAAUUUGGGAAAUAAAGGAACACUGAAAAAGCCAGCUGCAGAUAAAAGCUCAUCAUCAAUAAUUACUACACAGUCACUACUGAAAGAGCUUGCAGCUCUCGACAAGAUAAUACCAAUGAUAGAAUCAGUGGACAGCUCUUUACAGACUGCUUUGCCUUCUCAUUUCGAUAAAAUACAAGAAAUAUGUAAAUCUACAAAUACAGUAUUGGACUCAUGGAUAAACAUACAUUCUCAAGCAGGUCACAUACACGAACUAAUGGGAUCAACCGAAUACUUAAAAUAUGCUAGUGCUCAAUCUAAAGAUGGACAAACGGUCAAUGCGAAAGAACUAAUUCAAGCGGAAGAAGAAGAAAUUGAGUCUCUGAAACAAGAAAUUGUGAGGGAGAAGGAUAAACAGUACAAUGCCAAUAACGAAAUAGUUAGCCAUUCAAAAUCCAGUAUACCGAAUAGUGGAAGAGUCGACAAAAAUAGAAAAAAGCCAGGCAGUGCAUUUUCAAGAUAUAAUAAAUCACAGGGCACACCUAGAAUUAAUUCGAGAUUAACAAGGCCUACUGUAAGCAGUUCACGUAAAAUGUUUCGUUAG
Molecule: messenger RNA, 639 nt
Organism: Zygotorulaspora mrakii
Lineage: Eukaryota; Fungi; Ascomycota; Saccharomycetes; Saccharomycetales; Saccharomycetaceae
Gene: DUO1
Product: Duo1p
Exons: 1
Coding region: 1-639 (212 amino acids)
Biological process (GO): mitotic cell cycle
Cellular component (GO): mitotic spindle; DASH complex
Source: RefSeq, a predicted model, not a curated record